Messenger RNA from Cydia fagiglandana, 5296 nucleotides. RefSeq lists its product as uncharacterized. Lineage: Eukaryota; Metazoa; Arthropoda; Insecta; Lepidoptera; Tortricidae. The transcript is spliced from 6 exons. Bases 335 to 1210 code for a protein of 291 amino acids. The record is from RefSeq and is a predicted model, not a curated record.
AUGUAUGACGUCACAUGCGGCAAUGCAGAUGCGCGGAUUUUUGAAAACAUGACCUCGUUUCAAUUGAUUUUCUCCACAAUGAGCUUAAAAAUGCAAACCGGCCGGCUCCGGGCUCGCUGCCGUUCAUAUCUUAUUCACAAACCUGCAUAAUCACGCCGCCUCUUCCGUUAAACUAGUAUCAGUGCGCUUUGACCCGUCUUCCGAAAAGCUGCCUCACUUGCGCUGAAUAAUCCGUGUUUUUAUUGAUGAUGAAGAGUGUAACAGUGUCUACGGAGUGUGUUUACAGUCAGGAGAGGCGAUAUACUGCAGCAGACAAUCCGUAUAAUAUAGAUUUAUGGAAAGAAGUGCGGAAACGUUGGCUGGUCUUCGGGGUCCUCGGGGCCAUCGCGCUCGCGGACCAUUGCACGUGGAGUACCUGUGCUGGGUGCCAUCAUCUGUAAUCUUCUUCGGGGCGGGCGCGCGGCUCCGGCGCCCUAGGGCGCCAGCCAAGGCCCUGCGGCUGGCGGCGGCAGCAGCUCUGCACGCUCACGUCGCAGCACCGGCGUUGGCUGUCUGUGCCGUCACUGUGUUCAGUGCAGCGCUACACGGACCCGUUAUCAAUGGCGCCCUCCUCUCGUCCGUGGGGUCGGGCUGCGCGUGGUUGUCCCUGGCCCUGGCGCCGCGCGCCGCGCUGCCCGCCGCCGCCAGCUACACCGCCUCGCUGCUGGCUACACCGCUCAGCGCCUUGUUGCUGUGCGGCCGCACUAGCAUCCCCCCUCUAAGCGAAGUCCUCUCCACGACUAUGCGCACUCUUAUCCCGUUCACCGUCGGCUGCGCUACGACCCCGAUGCGCCAAGAGUUCGCAGUCCGGCUGGCCGCGCUGGCCUUAGUGUACGCGGAGUGCUGCGAGAGGCUGAACGCUGCCGAGGGCGGACUGUUAGCUGGCGACGUACUGGCGACGCUAUUAGUAGAGGUGUGCUGGCUGGCGCUGAGCGCCGGCGCGUGCGCCGCGUACGCGCGCUGGUGGGGCGCGGCCGGCGCCAGGCUCAUAGCACUAGUCGCCGUGCCUAAAGCACUAGAUCAAGGGUGGGGCGCGGCGGCGGCGUGCCGGCUCCCCGCGCUGGCGCGGCUCCCUGCCGUGUUCGCGGCGCCCGCGCAGGCGCUCCUGCUCGCCGCGCUACACACGCACGAUGACAGCGACUAUGACGAACAAGACGAACUGCCGUUUUGAUCACCUCAACUUUACAAGCCUCAAUUAAUUUAUGUUUAACCCUUUCUUACAAAUACAAAAGUCAAAAUGAAGAUUAACACGUUCGCUGUCCCCAUGCAAAAUGAUAUGACAAAGUCACACGACCAAGUGUGCUUCCACUUUGAAGUUGGGAACCCAUAGUGGGAACACGGACUGUCUUGUCUUGUGAAAAAUGGUUGUCUGUAAAGUCGGUUUACGAACGAUAAUUUAGCGUGAUAACGUCAUAAGGAAACAUUACCAUUAGAUUACGUAACGUUACCAUGGAGAUCCGUCCACAACGUUACCAUGGAGAUCUGUCUACAACGUGACACUUUUUCGUGCAUGCUACCGGUGUUCAUCGAUUUAUAAGACAUUAAGUAUAACGUCAAAUAUGCUUCAUGACCCCACAUUGGGGGCGCCCGGACAGGGAACGUGUUAAACAACGGAAACCAGAGUCUAGUUAAUGGAGAAGACUGACAACCCUCAUACAACGUCAGUGUUGUAGAUACAUUAUAUACAGGCUGGGGCGAAAGUGACAGAUGUAAUCACAACGCGUUUUUAGCGUGACCAACUGUAGGUUGUGAAGUUAUACUGUAAAGGUCUCUACCCACUACACCGUAUCAUACCAUGACCGUGCUAUGAACGUGUCAGGCAAAAAAAAUAUCUUUGUAUUAAAAUGUAUGAGACUAUGCCCACUAGUCCGUGCCGUCACCGACCAUACCCGUAGCGUGCCAUGCACGGACCGUCAAAAAUUGUCGGCGAGGAUAUUUUGCCGGUGCCGAAACGCCCCGUGCACGGCACGCAACGUUGCCAGAACGGUGAGUGCAGGCGGCGAAACGGUGAGCAUACGGGUUAUAACCGCGUAUGGUGACCGUUCUAAGCCCGUUAUAAACGCGUUGCUAUAUUUCUUGCUCGCUCUUACCAGUCUGAUAACUAUUCGCUCGCUCUUUCUGACGAGUCCUGCUCUCGCGGAUAAAACGCGGGUACUAAGGGUAUGAAACGAGAAUGCUACGGGGAUUAUAGGCGGAUGCUAUGGGGAUGAUACGCGGUUACUACGGGCACUAAACCCGUUAUGUACGGAUAUGAAACAAUGUGGACACGGUGUAGUGGGCAUAGUAGUCCGUAUCGCGUUACAUUCCGUGCCCCAUACGUUCAUAGCACGGUCAUGGUAUGAUACGGUGUAGUGGGCAGAGACCUUAACGCAAACGACAGAGUGUAACCGUGCAAACAUAAAACCGUCAAAUUUUUAUAAAAAUAAGACGCACUUGUGCCACUUAUAGACCGACAAAAAAUUGUAGAAAUUUAAAAGUGGCAACAUCGUAGUGUCGUCCCGUUUUCUUAGAUUGAUUUGAAAGGGACAACACUUUUUAAUUUCUACAAUUUCUUGUCGGUCUAUAAGUGUCUUGUCGUCUUUCUAGCAUAUUAGGACCAAGUUAUAGCAAUUUUGGGGCCUUAGCCAUAGCCUUUAGUAGAUUAGAAUUUUGAGCUCAGUACCUAGAACGAUUUUAAAAUUAAAAUCAUUCGUAAUUAUAUGUAGUUUCAACAACUAAAUUAAUGCUCAUUUACCUGAAUUUUAAUGUAGAUAAUUAAUUAUUAGUUAAGGUACGAGUAGGUAGGGUCAAGGCGGGAACAGUGGCUCAGUCGCUCAAAUAUCGCUAUACAAUGUAGCACCCUUACGUCUUAGAAUAACUAUCGCUCGUCCAAUUGAAUUUGUUCGAUUACUGAAUGUUUGUGCUUAGGGUUUCUGGUUUCUCGACCUUUUUAAUUUCUCGAGGCACGGGAAUUCUCGACCAAGAUUUCUCGAGUUUCUCGAGUAUCUCGAGAAAUUUUGAAAGCUCCAAAAAACGCCAUGUUAUUUAAUUUUUUUUUGCUUUUUUACAAAUCAGACUCGUAGGAAUCGUAGGUGAGAUCAAUAAUCAAAUAUAUGGUACAUUUUUAGUCACCAUAAAUUGCACUUAAUAAUCAAAAAUACAACAGCAAAAAAACUAUAGGUGCAGACGUGCGCACCGGCGAUGUGUUAUGCUAUAGUGUAUAUAUUUCUUUAGAUAGGUAUUGAACAAAAUGUAAACAAACCACAAUAUGGUAUUUUAUUAGGCAGCAAUAUUCAAGGCAAUAAAUUUUACUCGAUGUGACAAAACUUACAGAAGUUUUACUACUUACUAUGAAUUACUCGUACUUACUCAAGGUAACAAUAAAGCUGCUAAAAUUGUAAUAUUUUGCUAAUAGGAAUAUAUCGGGAUGAUUUGAUUUAUCAAUAGUAAUUUAAUUUUGUAAUAUUUGUUAUUACACUUAUUCUCUCAUAGGCCUUUCAGUCUAUUGCAGACAGAUUGCAGACUAUACAAACAGUGUCAGGCAGGGCGACAACGUUUUUCGUGGCUUAGCUUAUUACAUUCCUGUAAUUCCUUACAAAAAAAAUUAAAGCGUUUUUAAAUAAAAAGACACUACUUACAUGAAUGUCAUUAAUCAUGAUAGUUCAAAAGUUUCAAAACAUGAAAAUUGGUUAAAGCUAGAACGAUAGGGGAUGGAUCAAGGUAGUUUUUUAUUUGGUUGGUAAUAAAUGUUUUAAGUAGGUUCCUACCUGAAAAUGUAAAAAUAACAUUGUUCAUAUUUAUUUAACUACCUAAAGAAAUACAUUAUAGACACAUCAUGUGUUAUACGCGUGUUUUCUUUUUACUUAUCACAAGAGAUUUAUUUCUCGAGUUCUCGAGGCAUUGAAUAUUUUUUUCCCGUCUCGACUUAGGACAAAUUUCUCGAGAUUUCUCGCCUCGGGAAUUCUCGAGCAGAAACCCUAUUUGUGCUGUAUUAGCAGCUAGCAAAAGACUCUAUUUAAUAGAGGCUAUGCCCAUGCUCAUGUUGGAACUAGGUUGAGUGAGCUACUGUACCCCGGCAAUUUUUUUCCGAACCACUGUUCCCUGACCCUACUUCUGUUAUUUCUGAUCCCGUUUCGGAAGUCACCCUGUAUUAAAACAAAUCUUGUAAGACUGGUCUUCCAGAUAAAUAUCUUGGUUGUGUGUAAUACGGGUAUACUAGUUUCCGCCUGCGAAUUCGUCCGCGUCAUCGUUAAAAACUUUCAACCCCGUUUUUCAUCCCCGUGUGGGUGUGGGUUGAAUUUCCAAAAAAAGUUUCAUAGUAGAGUGAUUUUUAUUUUUCAAAGAUCAAUAUAGGUACUCCUAGUGUAAAUUUCAUUCGAUAGCGUGGCGUAUCGUACGCGUUUGCGUUAAGUGUCAUUAUUUAUAGGAUUUUGAGUUUCAUAACUUCCCGCUUGGCGCGCUGUUCAAAAUCCCAUACAACAAUAGACAUAACGCGAACGCGAACGCUCGUCACGCUAUCGAAUAAAAUAUACACUGGGGGUUCUGUUUUCAAUGGUUUAGCAGGGCUCUCCAAACCCCGGCCCGCGGGCCAAAUCCGGCCCGCGACGCGUUCCAAUCCGGCCAGCGGGAGCCAGGCUCCAGGGGCUAACCUAACUUAACCUAACCUAACAGCAGCGACCAGAUACACCGCCGACGGAAAGAAUACAUAUAACCAGAUACGCCGCGCGAAAGUUUCUGAGGCGCAGUGUUGCCAACUCGGAUUUUGAAAAGAUGCUAAACUAAUGUCUAGAUUAUGCCAAAAUUAUGCCAAAGAUUUCUGAAACACCUAUGCUAAAAGAAUGCUAAAAUAUCACUUGAAAUUAGACACUUAAAGCACAUACAUUUUUCAAAUUUACCGCCUUUUUCUACUGACAAGAUCUGCUUGACCAACUUUAUAUAGUCCGUUGACGUCCAUAUCCGUCCACAAAAGUCAAAAUUCAUAUGAAAAUAUGAACCACAUAACAUAAGGCGAUGGCGCAUAUUGUUGCUGCCAAGUUGGUGCAAACUUGGCUUAGACUAAAUUAUGCUAAAAAUUAUGCCAGAUGCUAAAUGGAAAAUUUUGGUGCCAAAGCGAGUGAAAAUAUGCCAGAUCUGGCAUCAUUUAUGCCAAGUUGGCAACACUGCUGAGGCGCAAUAUGGCCCUCAGGUAAAGAAGUUUCGAGACCCCUGGGCUUUAGCUUAUAUUUGGAACGUACUGAUAUUUUAAACGAAAUAAAAUAAAAACAAAUUAUUAUCGAAA